CCUUCCCCUCCUAUCCCAGCCUUCAAAAAUCCCCUCUUCCCUCUCCAUCCCAUCCAAACCCCCUUCACAAAACCCUACACUACAGACCAGGAAAAAAGGAAAAAAAACUUGAAUUUCAUUUUCUGGUUGUAAUAAUCAUCAAUGGCCAAGGCUACUGAUGAUUCCAUCGAUAUAGGGAAGCUCUACGGGUACGACCAUCGGCUCAGCGAGGCGAAAGACAAGUCUCAACAUAAGGAGGACUAUGAGUGCAUUCUCGCGGCAGCGAACGGCUUAGUGAAGGCGAGGCAAUUGGCGGCGAUGCUAAUACCGAAGUUCUUCAAGUAUUUUCCUCAGAUUUCCGAGCAAGCACUCGAUCAGUAUUUGUAUCUCUGCGAAGAUGAUGAGCUAGGGGUGCGAGUUCAAGCAAUCCGUGGGCUACCUCUUUUUUGCAAAGAUACACCUGAACAUCUGUCUAAAAUUGUUGACAUUCUUGCUCAGCUUCUAGUGACCGGAGAAAUUGUGGAGCGUGAUGCAGUAAACAAAGCUCUGAUGUCUUUGUUGCGGCAGGAUACAAGAACAUCCUUGACAGCUUUGUUUAAGCAUGUUGGAAGCACUGAAGAACGGGGUGCUGAGGAGCCUAGCACAUGGGAGAAUGUUCGCGAAAAGGUUCUUGGCUUUAUCAAAGAAAAGGUAUUUCCCCUCAAGGCUGAGUUGUUAAAACCACAGGAAGAAAUGGAGAGGCAUAUAGUUAAUUUGGUGAAACAGAACUUGCAAGAUGUGACGGCAGGUGAGUUUAAAAUGUUCGUGGACUUUUUGAAGAGCUUGAGCUUAUUUGGACAGAAUGCUUCGGCUGAACAUGUUCAAGAAUUGGUUGAGAUCAUCGAGGGUCAAGCUGAUCUAGAUGCUAUAUUUGACGUCUCAGAUGUUGAUCAUAUAGAACGAUUCAUAUCUUGCCUUCGUAUGGCCCUUCCUUUAUUCGUUAGGGGUGCAUCAAGCAGCAAGUUCAUUAAUUAUCUGAGCAAACAAAUUGUACCUAUUUUUGACAAGCUUCCAGAAAAAUGGACGCUGGACCUGCUCAAGACCUUGGCCGAAUGCUCACUUUAUGCGACACCACAAGAUUCUCGUCAAUUUCUUCCAUCAGUUGUUCAACUUCUUAAGAAAUACAUGGUUCGGAGGAAGAUUGAAGAGAUGAAUUUCACAUGUAUUGAGUGCCUGUUGUAUGCUUUUCACCAUUUAGCUCACAAGACUCCUAAUGCCACCAACAGUCUUUGUGGCUACAAGAUAGUCACUGGACAGCCAUCUGAUAGACUUGGGGAAGAUUUUUCAGAGCAGUUUAAAGACUUCACAGAAAGAUUGAGCACCAUUGAAGAUUUAACCAGAUCCAUGAUAAAGAAGUUAACUCAAGGGAUGGAUGAUCAAAACAAAGCAAUGAAAGCUGCUAAAACAGAGGAAGAAAAAGAUGAUAUUAAGACACAAAAGCAGAGUGCUACCUCUGGGCUCAAAAGUUGCAAUAACAUAUUGUCAAUGGCUCAGCCCCUGCAUUCCAAAUCACCUUCCUUUAUUGGGGAUCAGAAAAUCAACUUGUCAUGGAAGGAAUUAGCUAAACCAUCAGUUUUACCAACUGCUGCUGCUGCUGCUGGUCAAAAGCGAACUGCUGCUGCUGUUAAUGGAGUCAACACUAGUUCAAUGAAAAAGGGUCGAGGAGCUGGUGGCUUUCAGAACCAACUUCUAAACAAGGCAUUUGAAGGUUUGUCUAGUGGUGGCAGAGGUGGAAGAAACAGAGGUUGGCAGGGACGUGGCAGAGGAAGGGGUCUUCGCUAAAGAAGCCUUCCUUUUGUAAGAUUUAUCACCUAUCAAAGAACAUAAUACCAUUUUUCUCAGUAGGAUCUGGGCUGUUUUUUAUCAUAUCAUUGUAGGUUUAAGCUAACUUGCAUUUAGUUAUAGCUGAUCCAUUCUGACAAGUCCUUCUUGUUCUCCCUCCCUUCCCACACUUGCAAAUACCCUACAAAUUCAUCUGUAUCUCCUGAUUGACGCAGAAAUCCUACAGAUUAAAUGUUGUUUUUUAGUGCUUAGAGAUUGACCAUAUUUUUUUCCCCUGGCUGUUUUUCUGUCUAUUUCUGAUUCAAUACUACUAUCUGCUGCACAGUGAUUUUCAUU
This is a messenger RNA of Coffea arabica (coffee), 2136 nucleotides long. Its product is annotated as apoptosis inhibitor 5-like protein API5. The record is from RefSeq and is a predicted model, not a curated record. Lineage: Eukaryota; Viridiplantae; Streptophyta; Magnoliopsida; Gentianales; Rubiaceae. Gene Ontology annotation, molecular function: mRNA binding. Gene Ontology annotation, biological process: regulation of programmed cell death. Gene Ontology annotation, cellular component: nucleus.